Ophidiomyces ophidiicola is the source of this 477-nucleotide messenger RNA. RefSeq lists its product as uncharacterized. The transcript has a single exon. NCBI's taxonomy places the organism in Eukaryota, Fungi, Ascomycota, Eurotiomycetes, Onygenales, Onygenaceae. Bases 1 to 477 code for a protein of 158 amino acids. The record is from RefSeq and is a predicted model, not a curated record. Gene Ontology annotation, molecular function: A2-type glycerophospholipase activity. Gene Ontology annotation, biological process: arachidonate secretion; phospholipid metabolic process.
AUGAAGUUUACCGCGCAGCCCCUCGUGAUUCUCGCGCUGUCUUCUCUCGCGCUCGCCGUACCGGUCGAGACGGGGGAUGCCGUGCUCACUAAGAAGGCAGAUGCAUGCACCAUCGCGUUGACAGACCGAUAUAUGUUCAGCGACUCCAUCGAGGUCUUUCAAGGAAACCGUAACAGCAAGAACCCAUCCUGCUUCGACUGGAGUUCCGACGGCUGCACGGCAUCUCCAGACAGACCGGCUGGGUUCAACUUCGCCCCAUCAUGCCAGCGACACGAUUUCGGAUACCGCAAUACCAAAAAGCAGCAGCGAUUCACCGAACCACUUAGACUGCGAAUUGAUGAUAUGUUCAAGGCCGAUCUGUACAAGGAGUGUGGUAAACACAGUGGAGCGAAGAGGAGUGAAUGCCAGAGAAUCGCGGAUCUAUACUACGCGGCAGUCCGACGAUGCGGUGGUGGACAAUGCACAAAUGAAGCAUAA